Messenger RNA from Rubroshorea leprosula, 511 nucleotides. Lineage: Eukaryota; Viridiplantae; Streptophyta; Magnoliopsida; Malvales; Dipterocarpaceae. The record is from the annotation of a GenBank genome assembly.
CUAGUGCUUGGGUUCGAUGCCCAGCAUGCCUAGGUUUGGUAGAACCUAGCAUGCCUGGGUUCGAUGAAACCCAAGCGCUGGGUUUCUUGGGACCUAGCCUUGGGUUCCAUCGAACCCAGGGAUGAAGAAGGCAAGGCAGCUGUUGGGUUUUUGCAGGUGGAUGAAGAUGAAGAAGGCAUAGGUGCUGGGUUCGAUUUCGAACCCAGCAAGCAAUCGAACCUAGCAUCGAACCUAGCAGUCGCUGGGUUCUUGCAGGUGCUGGGUUCGAAAUCGAACCCAGCAGGCACUAUGUUCGAGCUGGGUUCGAUUUCGAAUCCAACAAGCACGGGGUUCCGUUUCAAAAACCAACAACCGUUGGGUCAAUGGAUCUGUUGAGUUCCAUUUGUUUAUCGAUCUGUUGUCUGUUGGAUUCUGUUUCAAACUCAACAACCGUUGGGUCGAUGGAUCUGUUGAGUUCGAUCUAUUUAUGGAUUUGUUAUCUGUUGUGUUAUCCUCAGAUUCUUGCAGAUGC